AUGGAGGACUUGGCAGCUUUCGGAUGCGAUGAGCUGCGGCAAGCAGUCGAGACGUUGCCAGGGUCCGCAUCCACCUUGCAGCAUUUGCUGAUGGCGCAUCCAUCCUGGAAGCAGCGAUUUUAUCAAAUCGGCGGCUUGGAAAGGAUUCUGGAGAAGAUGGAAAAGACUAAGAAGGCAUUUCAACAUCAACGCCUGGCACAAUGCUUGUGCCGCACGCUGGACAUGGACAAGGUAAGCAGACAAAAUCGCGGAGAAAUCGCAAGACGCUUGGCCCAGCAAGUGCUAGAUGUCACAAAUGGCGUCCGCUUCCCGCUGGACUCCAACAGCGAUGAGGCUCGCAUUCUGGAUUAUAUGGACCUGAUGGAAGCUAUAGCCCAGGACAAGGAAGCACGUCGCCUCUUGGUGAAGGGAGGGGUUGUGGCGGUGGCUUUGCAGUUCGCGCAGCACCACUCACAAGCCGUGGCAGCUGCGGCGCUUGAUGCCUGGGGCCAGGCAGCCAGCGACGCAGAGGAGGAGGUCCACAUCCCAACGGAUGCUUUGCGCUGGGCUUUGAGCGUCCUCAGAAGCGGCGCUUCUGCCAGGAUGAAGAGGGCAGCGGCACAGUGCCUGCAACGGCUUUGCUAUGGCUCCUCCCAGUCCGCCCAAGAGCUUCGCAAUAGUCUGGAGGGCCUCAAUGCUGUGCCUGAGCUGCUGUCUGUGGCUCGACAUUUCCAGAGCGCUGAGCAGCAAGUCGGACGAAACGAUGGAGCAGAAGUAGCUCGACAUGUCAAGAACGCAGCCUUGCUGAUGUUGAACAACUGCAAAAUCGCACCAGAUCCGAGCCACAAACGUAUUGUUCUGGAAGCUAUGGCCUAUGCCACCGCCAAGUCCUUUGCCAAGGAGGUUGCCUUCAACAAUACUGCUGCUGGCAUCCAGUGCUUUGGGCAUGUGAAGCUUGGUGGUUGGGUCACAAAACCUCCCACCGCUGGAGGUCCCUUGCAGUGCUCCAUGUCCUGGAUGAAUCCGAUGUAUGCGCUACGCUUUCCGCCUGGUCAACGCAAGGUGGCUGGUUCUUUAAAGAGGGCUUGCGCCUGCUGA
Symbiodinium pilosum is the source of this 1077-nucleotide messenger RNA. The record is from the annotation of a GenBank genome assembly. Lineage: Eukaryota; Dinophyceae; Suessiales; Symbiodiniaceae.